Messenger RNA from Pipistrellus nathusii (Nathusius's pipistrelle), 381 nucleotides. NCBI's taxonomy places the organism in Eukaryota, Metazoa, Chordata, Mammalia, Chiroptera, Vespertilionidae. The record is from the annotation of a GenBank genome assembly.
AUGGCGCUGGCGGCGCCGGCCGUGCUGAAGGAGGGCGUGCUGGAGAAGCGCAGCGGCGGGCUGCUGCAGCGCUGGAAGCGGAAGCGCUGCGUGCUCACCGAGCGGGGCCUGCAGCUGUUCGCGGCGCGCGGCGCGGGCGGCCGCCCCAAGGAGCUGGGCUUCGCGCGCAUCCGCGCGGUGGAGUGCGUGCAGCGCACCGGCCGCCACGUCUACUUCACGCUGGUCACCGAGGCGGGCGGCGAGAUCGACUUCCGCGGGCCGCCCGAGGACGCGGGCUGGAGCGCGCAGAUCUCGCUGGGCCUGGUCAAGUUCAAGAACCGCCAGGCGCUGGAGACGGUGCGCGCGCGCCAGGGCCCGGGCGCGGGGGCCCUGGUGUCCUGA